GUUAAGCAAACUUAUCAGUUUUCCUACGAUUUUUUCACAUAUAACGUGAAACUAUAACAAUUUUUUGCCCUAUAAUUAGCAAGCACUAAAUCUACAUUAAAAUACUUAUGUAAUGAUAUAUUAAAAGUUAAACUCUGUGUCAUCUUGUAAGUCAUGGAUAUUGUGGUGUCUGAAACUAUCGUGGUUGGUGUAGUGUCUUUCGACUAUGGCUUUUUACAAUGCCGGUAAUAACAAUACAAACAAAUUAAGUGACUCUGCAGAUGAAUCAUAUGUUGUGGAUAACUUAUCAGUUAUUCCAUUAGAAAAGGAUAGCUUUGCAAUAUGUGAACAGUGUGGACAUGUUGGAAGGCGGUCUCAGUUUUACUUGCGCAAUAAUAAAGUUUGCUCACUGAGCUGUCACUCAAGAAGACGCUACUGUAAUUGGAGGUUUAAAUUCACUGAAGGAACGGAACACAUGGAGGGCCUCAUACCCCUAGAGCCCUUGCCUCAGUUGCAACACUGGCAAACCACAUUCAAUGAUUUGCAGGCUGGUCCAAUAAAGACAUCUUCAUCAGUACUAGCAAAUAGUUACGAAUGGAAGGAUGAGCUGUUUGGUUGUGACUUCCUGGCGGCUCCUGUGAGUCUGUUCAAACAUGCCCCACUCCAUGAAAUGUGGGAUAACACUUUUGAAGGGAUGAAGGUGGAAGUGAAGAAUACAGAUUGUGAAAAUUGUUCUGAGAAGCACAGUGACUUUUUCUGGGUAGCUACUGUAUUAAAGGUGAAAGGUUACAUGGGAUUGUUGAGAUAUGAAGGAUUUGGCAGUGACGACUCAAAAGACUUUUGGGUUAACCUGUGCUGUUCCCAAGUGCAUCCAGUGGGCUGGUGUGCUACCCGCGGGAAACCUCUCAUUCCACCUCGCACUAUAGAAGAUAAAUAUACAGAUUGGAAAAAGUUUCUAGUAAAACAAUUAACUGGAGCAAGAACUUUGCCAGCCAACUUUUAUACUAAGUUAAAUGAUAGUAUCAUAUCAAGGUUCUCAGUUGGUUCAGUCAUGGAAGUGGUAGAUAAAAAUAGAAUAUCACAAGUUAAGGUAGCAAGUGUGGUUGAAAUAGUUGGUAAAAGAUUACAUGUUAAGUACUAUGAUAGUUCACCUGAAGAUAACGGAUUUUGGUGUCACGAAGAUUCACCACUUAUACAUCCGGUCGGUUGGGCGUUCAGAGUGGGCCAUCCCUUAGACGCUCCUCAAAGCUACUGCCAGAGGGUAGCAGCCGGACGACUUAUGCCCAGCGACAGUACCCAGGAAAUGUUUUAUAAAUAUCCAACGAAUGAACCACCUUUAUUUACCGAGGGAAUGAAGUUGGAAGCCAUAGAUCCUUUAAAUUUGUCAGCCGUUUGUGCUGCUACCGUGAUGCAGAUUUUGAACGAGGGCUACAUGAUGAUCCGAAUUGAUUGUUACCCUGCGGACGCGUCUGGCGCGGAUUGGUUUUGUUACCAUCAAAGAUCUCCGUGUAUUUUCCCCGUGGGUUUCGCCUUAGCCAACAAUAUACCUCUAGUUCCUCCAGCGGGUUGGACGGCCGAGCAGUUCAGUUGGGAGCGGUAUUUGCGCGACGGGGGCGGGGUCGCGGCGCCGCGCACGUUGUUCGGCGCACGCGGGCACGUCGUGUCGCACGGCUUCGUGGCGGGCAUGCGGCUGGAGUGCGCGGACUUGAUGGACCCGCGACUCGUGUGCGUCGCUACUGUCGCCAGGGUUGUCGCUGAUCUUCUCAAGGUCCACUUCGACGGUUGGGGCGGCGAGUACGACCAGUGGCUGUGGGCGCACAGCACCGACGUGUACCCUGUGGGCUGGUGUCGAGCCGUCGGCCACCGGCUAGAGGGGCCGCUGCAGCCCGCGCGCGCGCCCCGACGACCCGCACCGAGACCCAUGAGGCGGAGACGGCGGAACGGCAAUAAAGUAGCAGCCCCUCCGGUUAACACGACCGAGGAGAGUUCCCAGAACUCCGACAUGGGCGACGUGAAGAGUCUGUCCCCGCCGACCAGCGUCUCGGAAGUGUCCCAGCACUCCCAGCAUUCCCAGCCCGAGUCGCAACCCGACGACGUAAAGUUUGAAGUCAAAAUGGAGGUGGACGAACCAGUAGUUAAAAAAGUUGAGAAUGAAAAAGACAUGAAAAUUCCGAUUCCCACCGAAAUACCACCGGAAGUUCCUAGUGAGAUGACAGAAGACAAGCCUGAAUUAAAAAGCGAAGAUGACAAAGUUAUACCUAGGUUAGUGAACACAAGUGUGCCCUUAGAUGUACUAAAUUCAGUGGACCCGGAGAAUUGGACUGAAGCGGAUGUAGCGAAGUUCCUUACAGUGAACGACUGUCAGCCGUACUGUGUUAACUUCGCACACAUCACCGGAUCUGCGAUGCUGCACCUCACUAAAGAUGAAAUAAUCGAGCUCCUAGAGAUGAAAGUCGGCCCCUCGUUGAAGAUAUUCGAUCUAAUACAGCAAUUGAAGUGUAAAAUUAAGCAACCACAGUGCAGAUUGCUAGGCUUUAAAUAGCACAGGUAAUAACCAGUUUAAGUAUGCAGUGAUCGCCGCUCACAGCCAAAUGAUAUAUUUUAUAAGUUACGAAAAAAAUCACAACUAGUAUGAAUAAUAAAUUUGACGAUAAAUUUCAAUGAAAUCAGCACAGAUUUUAACUUAGAGACUGGAGUGGAAACAUGAAAUUUUUAUCUGAAAUGAAUAUAAUGUAUGGUUUCUUUUAUGUAUACUGUCACUUUUUUACCAUUUCUUUGACUGUUGGUUUCCUUGAGAGUUACUAUUUUUAUAGUCAUUAAAUUAAAAUCGUGUUUACAAUGGAAUUGCCUACUAGGAAUUAAUCUACACGUUGCAGCUUUUAGUUUUACGGUAUAAUGUGUUUUUUAUUUAGAAUUAAGUAUGCUUUCACUCACACACAAAUAUUCAAUCAAACAUGACUCUGUAUUCAUUUUUGAUUGAAUAUAUUAAUUCACUAGUCACAUGCAUUGUAAAUGCCUGAAAAAAUGAAAAAUCAUGUUGUCUGUUCAGUCACAAGCAGUAUAUUUUAUUGCGCGCUUCGCUUGGCUCAUCUUGGCGGGGGGCACUCCCGUGCCCCCAGAUGCGCACCAAGCUUACAUAUUUACAUGGCAUUACAAAACGGAUUACAACUCGUUUAAGCCAUAUAAAUAAUACAUAACUAUUUGUGUUGCGCAGUCGGAAAAAUAUCAUGUAUUGCAACCUUGAGACACCAUCUUAUGGUCU
Molecule: messenger RNA, 3241 nt
Organism: Aricia agestis (brown argus)
Lineage: Eukaryota; Metazoa; Arthropoda; Insecta; Lepidoptera; Lycaenidae
Product: polycomb protein Sfmbt-like
Exons: 10
Coding region: 206-2521 (771 amino acids)
Biological process (GO): regulation of DNA-templated transcription
Cellular component (GO): nucleus
Molecular function (GO): zinc ion binding
Source: RefSeq, a predicted model, not a curated record